AUGAGUGCCGAAUUCGACCCGAACAAUCCUCUCAGACUAAAGAACGUACGGCAGAAUGACGAAGAUAGUAGCGAAGCUGAGGACUUUGACGUGAACACAAGGAGAAGAAAGAAGAGGAAUGUCGAUGCUGCUGGCUAUGAUGAAGACUCAGAGAACGACGCACCUUUUGACUCUGAUGUUGGUUCAGAGGACGAUAAGGCUGAGGGGAAAGAAGAUGAGGCUAAGGAAGAAGAUAACGACAGUGAUAUGUUCUCGGACGAUGAUGAAGAAGAAGCUGAAGCGAAGACAACAAAGAAUCAGAUUAAAAUGAUGGAUAUGGAUCAGUUUGAGAAGGAAAAUAUGAUACAAUCCAAUGAAAGCUAUAAUAAAACCGGUGCAACUGAUGAUGAUGAAUCGGAAGGUGAUGGUGAACCAAAGAUGGACUCCUUCGACUUGAGAAAGGAGAUGCAAGAAGGUACAUUCACAUCAACUGGUGAAUACAUUGAGAUGCACACAGAGACCAACCAAGAGGACGAUGAGCUCUCUGCUUUCAAGAAGGAUGAUAUAAGAAGGGCUAAACUAGCUAAGGAAGCACAGGAUGAAAGAUUGGAACAACAGAGGAAGAUAAAGGCUGAAGACCCUGAAAAUACCGCUGAAAAAUUGCUAUUCAACCUCAUUGGAAUGUUGAAGCCUGUUGAAUCACCAAUGGAAGCAUUACAAAGAGUUAACAAACAACAGCCCAAGAAGAAACGGAAAAACAAUAAAAAAGUCGAGUUAACCGAAGAAGAGAAAUCGAAGGAACAUGAGAGACAGAUAUCCGUCGCUAACAUUACAGACUACUGUGAGUCUUUGAUGGAACAAGGAUUCAAGAACAUAUAUGAACUUGAAAGGGAAGAACUGAUGCUAUUGUAUAGACAAGAGACCGGGAGGGCCUACGUGAAGCCAAAGACUGAAGAUAUCACUCCUGAAGAACCCAAGAUUUGGAAGUUUAGAUGGAUCGAGUUGAAGUGA
This is a messenger RNA of Williopsis jadinii, 990 nucleotides long. RefSeq lists its product as uncharacterized. The coding region runs from base 1 to 990 and encodes 329 amino acids. The transcript has 2 exons. The record is from RefSeq and is a predicted model, not a curated record. Gene Ontology annotation, cellular component: U5 snRNP. NCBI's taxonomy places the organism in Eukaryota, Fungi, Ascomycota, Saccharomycetes, Phaffomycetales, Wickerhamomycetaceae.